This is a messenger RNA of Tarenaya hassleriana, 2044 nucleotides long. RefSeq names its product U-box domain-containing protein 15-like. The transcript has a single exon. NCBI's taxonomy places the organism in Eukaryota, Viridiplantae, Streptophyta, Magnoliopsida, Brassicales, Cleomaceae. Gene Ontology annotation, molecular function: protein binding. The coding region runs from base 180 to 1892 and encodes 570 amino acids. The record is from RefSeq and is a predicted model, not a curated record.
CCCCCCCCCCCCUACAGGAAACCGAUGAACAAUAAAUGUAAUCACACUAGAUUCUCUCCGAAGUCUUCAUAUCAAUCUUCUCUUUUUCCCUUUUGGUAGGAGCGAAAUCGUCGUUUCUGAGGAGAAAUUGGAGAUGGGUUUGAUUCAAAAUCUCUGAAAUACAGUCCUUACCCCAGGAAAUGGGAGAAGAUUCAGAGGAAUCGAAGCCCAGUAUUGGUAAAGCAAUCGAAUCGAUUUCUUCUUUGAUCUCUCUUUCUCACUCCAUCAAACCCUUCUCUGUGAAAUGGCAGCUGGUUCGGAGCAAGCUCGAGGAGCUUUACUCUGGGCUCACCGCCGUCGAGAAUCUCGAUUCGAGCUUCAACCCAUCUCUCUCAAGCCUGGUUGCUGACGUUUUGGGUUCUCUCGAGGAGUGCCACGACCUCGCGUCGCGGUGUUUGAACGUUUCUUACAGUGGGAAGCUUCUGAUGCAGAGCGAUUUGGAUGUCAUGUCGGGGAAAUUCGACCGCCAUGCGAAGAAUCUCGCUCGGAUUUACUCUGCUGGGAUUCUGAGUCAUGGGUUCGCAAUCGUUGUGUCCAAGCCUAGUGCUAAUGCUUGCAAGGACGACAUGAGGUUUUACAUCAGAGAUUUGCUUACGAGGAUGAAAGUUGGGGAUUUGGAGAUGAAGAAGCAAGCUUUGAUCAAACUGAACGAAGCCAUGGAAGAGGAUGAUAAGUAUGCGAAGAUAGUGAUCGAGAUUAGCGAUAUGGUGAGUGUUCUUGUUGGGUUUCUGGAUUCCGAGACGGGGAUUCAAGAAGAAGCAGCGAAAGCUGUGUUGUUUAUUUCUGGGUAUGGUUCGUACAAAUCUGUGUUGAUUCGUUCAGGAGUGAUUGGUCCGUUGGUGAGAGUCUUGGAGAAUGGAAAUGAGUGUGGCAAAGAAGCGUCCGCAAGGUGUUUGAAGAAAUUAACCGAUAACUCGGAUAAUGCUUGGUCUUUUUCUGCUCAUGGUGGCGUCACUGCAUUGUUAAAGAUCUGUUCUUGCGGUGAAUCUAAUGGUGAAUUGAUCGCUAGUGUUUGUGGCGUGUUGAGGAAUCUCGUUGGCGUUGAAGAAAUGAAGAGGUAUAUGAUCGAAGAAGGCACGGUUUCCACGUUCAUCAAGCUUAUAGGAUCAAAAGCCGAGAUCGUUCAGGUAAAUUCUAUCGAUCUCUUGCUGAGUAUAUGUUCUAAAGACGAACAAACCCGCGAAAACUUGGUUAGGGAAGGAGGAAUCAUCGAACUAGUGCGUGUAUCCGAUCCUAAUUCACCGUCCUCUUCGAAAUCUAAGGAAAUGGCAUUGAGGGCCAUUGAGAAUCUGUGUUUUGGGUCUGUUUGUUGUUUGAAUGCACUCAUGAAUAGCCUGUUCUUGGAUCAUAUUCUCUAUCUUCUAAAGAAUGGGGAGAUUUCUGUUCAAGAAUCCGCCUUAAAGGUCACUUCCAGGCUCUGUAGUUUACAGGAAGAGGUCAGAAGGAUAAUGGGCGAUGCAGGUUUCAUGCCCGAGCUUGUUAGAUUUCUCGGUGCGAAAUCAAUGGACAUUCGAGAAAUGGCAAGUGAGGCAUUGUACAAUUUGAUUUCGGUCCCAAAGAACAGGAAGAAGUUCUCGCAGGAUGACCGAAGCAUGGGCUGCAUUCUGCAGUUGCUUGGUCGGGGAGAAGGGCCUAACGAGAGUAGUAACGAUUCGGGUAACAAGAAGUUAUUGAUAUCUAUAUUGAUGUCUUUGACAAGCUGCAAUAGUGCAAGAAGGAAGAUUGCGGCUUCAGGGUACUUGAAAAGCAUAGAGAAACUAGCUGAAACAGAAGGUUCGGAUGCUAAGAAACUUGUCAAGAAGCUCUCCAAGAACAGAUUCCGCAGCAUAUUGAGCGGUCUCUGGCAUUCCUAAAAGAUUUUUUCUUUUUUCUUUUUUAACUUUUAUUUGUGAAAUUUUUGAGUGUAUAUUUUUGGAAAGGUGUUGAUGGUAGUUUUCUUGUCUAUGAAUUCUAAUCCCAUGUGGCCUCCGAUUUCCACUUCUCCUAUACAUAUCUUUAUAACAUC